UGUCCUUACUCUUUGGUUUCCGGCUGUGUCCUGGGGCGUCUGGUCGUUUUGACUUCCGAGACGCUUUAUGCACGUGGAGAGUAGGGUGGGCUUUGCCACUCUGCCCUCGCAGCCCACAUGUUCGAGGAGCCUGAAUGGGCCGGGGCGGCCCCAGUAGCCGCAGGCCUUCGGCUGGUAACCCCACAGACUCGGCCAGCGGCAGCCUCGAAAAUCAAGGGUUCCAAGCGCCGCCAGCUUUUGGCCACAUUACGGACCCUAGAAGCAGCAUCUCUUUCCCAGAAACCCCCUGGUAGCCCACCUGGCAGUGACUAUGAGGAGGAGGAAGUUGUAGAACAGAAGAAACAACUGCCAAAGGCCUUGUUUGCCAAUUCCUCUGCUAAAGGAGGGGAAAAAAGGAAGAAAAAACAUCCAAAACAGGACCCACCUUGCAAUGAUUCUGAGGACAAGGAAGUAGAAAAGAAGAAGUGUCACAAACAAGUUUUUGACAAAGAUUCUGCUGAAGAGAAGAGAAAGAGGAAACACCAAAAACAGACUUCUUCAAACCCAACCCAACACCUGGACAGUGUUGACCAAACAGACCACGAAGCCUGGAAGAGUAGUGCUACAAAUAACCUGCCCAAGCCAAGCCUUGGGUCUCCUUCUCCUAAACACCUGCAUACCUUGAGCCGCAAGCAGUGGCGGAAUCGGCAAAAGAAUAAACGGAGACACAAGAACAAAUUUCGUCCACCUCCAGCACCAGAUGAGCUUCCUGCCAAGGACUCCACAGAGGACACAGAGGUGCCUCCUGCCCCCACACCAAACAGCCAAGAGACUCGGGCAGGAGCCCUACGAGCCCGCAUGGCCCAGCGGCUGGAUGGCGCCCGAUUUCGCUACCUCAAUGAACAGCUGUACUCGGGGCCCAGCAGUGCUGCACAGCGUCUCUUUCAGGAAGACCCUGAGGCUUUCUUUCUCUACCAUCGCGGCUUCCAAAGCCAAGUGAAGAAGUGGCCACUGCAGCCAGUAGACCGCAUUGCCAGGGAUCUUCGCCAGCGGCCUGCAUCCCUAGUGGUGGCUGACUUUGGAUGUGGAGAUUGCCGUCUGGCUUCAAGUAUCCGGAACCCUGUGCACUGCUUUGACUUGGCCUCUCUAGAUCCCAGGGUCACUGUGUGUGACAUGGCCCAGGUGCCUCUGGAGGAUAAAUCUGUGGAUGUGGCUGUAUUUUGCCUUUCACUGAUGGGAACCAACAUCAGGGACUUCCUGGAGGAGGCAAAUCGGGUAUUGAAGCCAGGGGGUCUUCUGAAAGUGGCUGAGGUUAGCAGCCGCUUUGAGGAUGUUCGGGCCUUUCUGGGGGCUGUGACCAAACUGGGCUUCAAGGUCAUCUCCAAGGACCUGAGGAACAGUCACUUCUUCUUGUUUGAUUUUGAAAAGACUGGGCCCCCUCGGGUAGGGCCCAAGGCUCAACUUUUAGGCCUGAAACUUCAGCCAUGCCUCUACAAGCGCAGGUGACCUCUGGACACUCCCUGAAAGGGGAGGCAGGUUCAGAACUCUCAAGACUGAAUCCAGCCAAGCUGUGGGCCAUGACCUAGUAUUGCCUUCCCUCUGUCCCAAGAACAAAGUAUGAUAAAACCCCUGUCACAGCUCUAAGUGAAGUCUUCUCAGUUACAAGGAGUAUAACAUCCCUUGGGCAAACUAAAGAAUAAGAAAUUUGCUGUGAGAAAAGGAAGAUAUCUGAGGAAUAUAGAUCUUUAGACCUCAUGAAAACUAGUUGGUUUGGAAUUGAAGGUUCUCUGGAUUUGGCUCUUCUUUCCAUCUCUCAGAAGGCACAUGGGCUUUUUGUCCUGAUCUCUCCACUGUGCUCUUUUCUGAUCUGUACUGACCAGCCUCUAGUCACUUCUGUCCUCUCAGCUUUAGUCUGCCAAGGCCUUCAAGACUGCAGACAGGUAGCUUGUCUGUCAUGGCAAUUAUAAUCUUGGCCUACUAUUUACAGCUGGAAGUCAUGUAAUCUCUGAUUAUUACAUUUCUCUCUUGAAAAAUGCUAAAAUUUCUGUCUUACAGCAUUGUUGUCUGGAUUAACUGAGGAGGUCUAUAGCCAGGACUGGAAACAUAGAAAGUGCUCAAUAAACUAACUCUGUCUAUUAUAUGUUGUCUUAUUGUUCUUUGAAGACCUUUCUUGGAUCUGGUAGAAGGCUGAAGUGAAUAGAUUUGUUGACUGAGAAAGAUUCUGGGAGACUUAAGGUUAAGACUUUCAAGAGACUCAUUUCAUGGGAUGCUUAGAGACUCAAUGUAUUUUGAACUGUCCUUGGAAAGAGGUAGUCCAGGAGUUGAGUUUCUAUUCAUGCACAGCUAGUUGAUGUCACACUGGUAUAGGCAAUUGUGCUGCUUAUGGUCAAAUCGUCUGUCCAUUGUUUUUGCCUUGUAGUGGGCCCAGAUCAGCAUGUCAUCAGAGGCUAUAGGCAAGCAAGUCUAGUGCUAGGGAAAUUUGAGAUAGGAUGACAGAUCCUAAGCCUCCCCUAGAAGGUAGCUGCCUUGGACCCAGUUGUAAAGAUAUAGCCUCUUCUGUCUAAGAACAAAUCUGAGAGUGCCUACUAGAAAAACAUAGGUAACAGGGCUCUGAGCCAUUUGGAUGAGCUGUGAACCAUUCAACAUAAGUAACACWAUGCCUUUGCAUGUUUUGUUCUCUACUGACUUUAGCAAAGUUUUUCUCAUCUGACUUUAGGAAAGUUUGUCAUCCUAAAUAUAGUCGUUUCAUAUUCCCCCACUCCCAAAGCAGAAUUAUUUUUCAUCUGUGUUCUCAAAGUACUACACAAAGAGUUAGCAUUUAAAUACUGUGUGUUGUAGUUACUCUGUUGAUUAGGCUUCAGUCUUCUGAGCCAUAUUUAGUUUUGUGUUUCCACAGCUUAUCACCUGAGGUAUAGCCAAUGUACUCAUUUACCUAGGGAAGGCUAAGAAAUGACAAGAUCUAUUCGAGUUGAGAUUGAUGAGAGUAGCAGUAUUGUAAAAGUCUAGGUUUGUAGCAUAAGAUCAAARUGUUGUGGACUAGUGAUGAAAGAAGUAGGAGAACUUCAUUAGAUAGAAUUGGUGGGAUGUCAAGGGUGGUUGAGAGAAUGGAAUCUGCAGUAAGUUCCAGGUUUCUGGCUUGAGCAACUGGGUGGGCUGAUGAUACCUGUUAAGGUGUUCAGAUACUCAUCAGAUGUCAUUUGAAAGUGAGACAAGCUAGGGGUAAUGGUGCAUGCCUAUAGUCCUAACUACUGCAAGGCUUAAGCAAUAGCUAGAACUGGGUUGUGUUUGCUCAUUUGAGUCCAAGAGUUUGAAACUAGCCUAAGCAACAUAGUGAGACCUGUCUCAAAAAAAGAAAAAGAAAGAAAAGUAUGAGACAUGGGUGAAAUUGUGCCAGGGAUUUGGGGAUGUAACCUAGAGGUGGUAAAGUUGAUGGAAUAGAUAAAGUAUUAAUGAUAGGAAAAAAAAAAAAAGAGAAAGUGGCUCAGAAUUGAAUUCUGAAGUGCAUUUAAUAGAUGGACAAAGGAAAGUUAACCAGUAAAGGUGACAAGAUGAGAAGGUUGAACCAUACAGGAGUAAAAUCAGAAAAGUAGUUUUUUUAAUACAGGAGGAAUGGGCACAUUGUCAACUAUCAUAUGCUGUUUAGAGGUCUAUUAAAAUGAGAGAGAAGUCAGAUUGCAAUUGAGUGAAGAUUGCUGCACAAUGGUGAGGGCGGUUUGAAUUUGUCAUAUUCUUGAAUUUACAGUUUUACCAGUCAAUCUAAUGAUGUGGUUGUCUUUAUCUACUCAGGAAUCUGGGUAUAACUGUGAAAGAGGGGAGUAUUAUGGGAUCAUCCAGAGUUGAUGUCAUGCAACUGAAAUGAACGGAUAAUGAGCAAAGGAGUUUUAGGCUAUCACAURUAAGUGAUGGCUGUGCUGAAUUGUGGAGUUUUGUAGAAUAGGUAAGAGAGUGGAGAUCGGAGUAGGUUUUUGUAUGGCAAGUUGUACGAUAAUCAGACAAGUGACCUGGGAAGAUGGGAAACUUACAGAAAUCAGAAGCCUGAAUUAUUAAUUUUAGAAACAGAGCACCUCCAGGUGAGGGUAGUCUAGGGUGUGUCCACUGGGGUAAGUGCCUAAGAGACAUGAAAGGGAGGUUGCCUGGAGAUUGGAUAAUGAACUGAGGGUCAGGUAUUAUGGGGAGGGGGUUGUCUGUGUAGAUUUGAAUUUCUCCAGAAUGAUAGUAAAGUUGACAGUGGAGCAGGUACCAACUUCUUGAAGGGAGGAGAUGCUCCAGAAGAUCUAUGGACAAAGAAAGGGAGGGAGAGGGCAGGAUGGCAUUUAUUUCAAAAAAGCAGAAUUUAUACAACCUACUAGAAAGACUUCCAUGUUAGGGGUAAUGUGAGCUGGUGAGUGGAGCUGGCUGCCAGGCAGCCAACAUAAAAUGCUCUGACAGUCCUCUCCAGUUUCAUGGAAUUUAUUGGGAGACUAUUGUGGCAUGAAGUAGGAGCUUCCUGUAAUAACCAAGUGGGAGGCAAUCCAUAAAGAUUAAUAAAUGUGUUUUUGAGUAUCAAAAGUAUCUCACUGUAGGAUACACAAUCAUCUUUCAUAGCUAGCUCCACAUUUGCCUUUUUUCCCAAAUGUUACUAACAUUCAUAGCUCUGGAGUAUUUCCUAUGUUUUCUCAUUAAACUCAGCAGGCCAGCUGAGGUCUGCCUUAUAAUUUGGAUACUCCCUUUGCCUAUUGUGAUUGCAGCCACCUGAAUAAACAUCUCUCUGAAUCUGACUCAGGCCCUAGUGUCAUCACAUCAGUCAUCCUGAUUCCAAAAGCAGGACUCUCCUAAGCCUGAUCUGGGUCCUGCCUUCUCUGUCAUCAGCUUCAGGACAAACUUGUUCAAGUCCAUUCUUGGGCUUCAAUGUCUUUUGUUGAGAGUCCAUACUAAUAGAAAAAUAAUGUAUAUUUCAUUAAGGAAUAAUAGCUUGCUCACUGAUUAAGGAACUGGAAACCUGUGUGGCUAAAACUGAUUGAAGGAGGGACAAGAGUAGUAGGAGACAGAUUGAAUUAGAAGGGUAUUACUGCUAGAAUAUGAAAGGCAGUGGUUCUCAAACUUUAGAGUUCAUUAGAAUCACCUACAAGGCUCAUUAUUGUGCAGAUUUCUAGCCUUCUCCCUGAGUUUCUGGGUCAGUAAAUUAAGAUCAGUCCCCACAAAUUCUUUUCUGGUUGUUUGAAUUUUUUCAGUGAAACAGGAAGCAAAUUUGUUGGUUGAAAGUGAGAAUGGUGAGGAGGUGUUGGGGUUUAAAGGAAAAGAGAAGUAAAUAUUAUUUCUAGGAGAAUGGAUGAAGGAAUGAUUGAACUAGUGCUGGCAGCAUUUAUAGCAUACUAGAAGUUCAAGUCAUAAGUAAAAAGGAUGGGAUAGGAGCAGAUUGGUACAAGAUUGUUUUUCAGAAAAUUUGUUUCUCAGUGUACAGCGGGUCUGUCAGAACCUAAUCCCUUCUUUAGGGAGGGGCAGGAUUUUGCCCUCCUACUUCAAGUCCCUUGGAAACUUCACUGGGACUAUUUAGGGAGCAUGAGGUACUUAUUCCUACAGCUGAGGAAUGAUGAGUUUGGAGUCUGAUCCCUACCCUGGAAAUGUACAGGGCAAGUAAAAGCUCACAAACUCUUUCAGUGGUGGGGUCAAGAGAUUGCUGCUGCUUUGACAUUGGUCUCCAUUUCCAGAAUUUCCUCUGGCAAGUGAUGCAUAUGUGUAUCCUCUUUCCUUGCAGGAAAGAGGGAACUGUGGGGUUGGGUCUUCGGUCUUGUCCAAUAGGACCAUUUUGAAGAGGCUAGGAGACUUGGCACAGAUAAGUGAGGAGUGUGCCAUGUGGGCUGGGGAGGGAGUUGCAGGGUUCCACCCAGAAUAUAUAUGUAUCCACCAAGGUCUCUAGGUGACAGCAGGGAUUUACCUAUGAAAUAUCUGUCAGGCACAUAGGACACAUAACCUCCCAGUCAAGCCAGACUGUUUUACCCCCUUACUUUCUCUCUCUCUCUCUCUCUCUCUCUCUCUCUCUCUCGACUUGGGCACACAAUAAAUAGCAGCAAUUAGGUGGAGAUGAAGUAUGAAAGAGCACUCCUCCUUUCCCCAAAGCA
Urocitellus parryii (Arctic ground squirrel) is the source of this 6077-nucleotide messenger RNA. RefSeq names its product ribosomal RNA processing 8 (gene Rrp8). The record is from RefSeq and is a predicted model, not a curated record. NCBI's taxonomy places the organism in Eukaryota, Metazoa, Chordata, Mammalia, Rodentia, Sciuridae. Gene Ontology annotation, cellular component: chromatin silencing complex; nucleolus; rDNA heterochromatin. Gene Ontology annotation, molecular function: methyltransferase activity. Gene Ontology annotation, biological process: regulation of transcription by glucose; rDNA heterochromatin formation; cellular response to glucose starvation.